AUUUAGGUACAUUGUAAGCUUUUGUAUUUAUUUUCAUUUCUUGUAUUUUAUCGUUGCUAGACUAAUUUUGCUUAUUAGUUUUAGUUUCUUGAGAGAUUUCACCUCUGCUGGACUCGUUAUUAGGAACUUAUCUAGACAGCUUUCUAUUUUUGUUGCACUUACAGUAUCUUACGGACUAAGAAGUUUGUGUAUAUUCCUGUUCUCUUACAGGUUGAGAUGGCUCCUUUCCAUUUUGAUGAUGAAAUAAUUGUUCAGGAUGUAGAUGUGGAGGGCAAAAAGUACGAUAGAGUUUCGCGUAUUGAUGCAAAGAGUGAAGAUGGAAAGAUGGACAUGCAGCUUGAUGUCAACUCUGAAUUGUAUCCCAUGAAGCCUAAGGAAAAGUAUAGAAUGGUUUUAUCUGAGAGUUUGUUUAUGGAUGGUUCAGCAGUUACAAACUACUUCCCCCCGCAACAGCAGAAAUCGCUCGCAGACAAAUUUGAGUAUGUCAUGCAUGGGCUAUUGUACAAGAUGUCUGAGGAAAAAGGAAAAACUGGUGUUAUCAAAGUGACUGCAUAUAUUUCAUUCGGAGGGCUUCAGCUAAUGAUCACCGGCCCUCCUUCAAGGAUGCACAGAUACAAGGAAGGAAUGAGGCAGAAAUUUAAGGCUAAAAUCGUCACUGCAGUUUCCCUCUUCGUUUUGUUGGCGCUCGUGGUGGGUUCAAAUGCCAGUGGAAUCUCCAUCUACUGGGGUCAGAAUGGAAACGAAGCCAGUUUAUCAGAGACUUGUGAUACAGGGCUCUAUGAGUAUGUGAAUUUGGCUUUCCUUUGUACAUUUGGCAAUGGACAAACUCCGCAGAUCAACCUGGCUGGACACUGCGAUCCAUCUGUAAACGGCUGCGUUGGUUUAAGCUCCGACAUCAAAUCCUGCCAAGCCAAAGGAGUGAAGGUGAUUCUUUCCAUAGGAGGUGGUGCAGGAAGCUACUAUCUUGCCUCUGCGGAAGAUGCCAAACAAGUUGCGACUUACUUGUGGAACAACUAUUUAGGUGGACAAUCAUCUUCCAGGCCUCUUGGAGAUGCUGUGUUGGAUGGAAUUGACUUUGAUAUUGAAGGAGGAACAAAUCAGUACUGGGAUGUUCUAGCUAAAUCUCUUUCGGCUUAUAGCAAACUCGGUAAGAAGGUCUACUUGACAGCCGCGCCUCAGUGCCCUUAUCCUGAUGCCUGGGUUGGUGGUGCCCUUCAAACUGGUCUUUUCGACUAUGUUUGGGUUCAAUUCUACAACAACCCCCCGUGUCAGUACUCUGGAGACUCGAGCAACCUUGACAGCGCGUGGAAUGAUCAUUGGAAUUCGAUCCCGGCUGGGAAUAUUUUCCUUGGUUUGCCGGCGGCUCCUGAUGCCGCCCCGAGCGGGGGGUUUAUUCCGGCUGAUGAGCUUGUUUCCCAAGUGCUUCCGGCUAUUUCAGAUUUUCCAAAGUAUGGAGGUGUUAUGCUUUGGUCUAAAUUCUAUGAUGAUCAAACUGGAUACAGUGAAUCCAUCAAGGCUGAUGCACAAGAAGAGAGCAAGAAAUUUGUUCUGAAGGGGGAAGCAAUAGGCAGCAUCAAUGUAAAAAUAAAGCAAUCAUCAAAACAUGUUGAAAUCGAUAUAUCACAAUUGAGGGGAUAUGAGAAACAUGUUAUUGUUGAGCUCAUCAAGGAGAAAAGUGGGAAUCAUAAGAAAUCAACAGGUGAUUCUUCACUGUGCAAUCAUGACAACUGUAGAGCUGUAAUUCUAUAUGAUGCAGACAAGCUUCCCACUGAAGCCCUACUCUAUAUCAAGUGGGUUUUAGAACGGUAUAAAGCUUGCAAUAAGAUCUUCUUUUGCUGUAGUGAUGCCUCAAGGAUAGAGCCAUUACGUUCACUUUGCACACUUGUUCAACUUCUACCACCUUCCGAUGAAGAAAUAAUUGAUGUUCUAAGAUUCAUAGCAGAAAAGGAAGGAAUACAACUGCCACAAAAAUUGGCUGCCACGAUUGCUAGAAGCUCCAAGCAUAACCUAAGACAAGCCAUACGCUCAUUUGAAGCGACCUGGCACUUCAAUAACCUGGCAGAAGAUCAAGAAAUCAUGACUGGUUGGGAGGACGACAUGGCAAACAUUGCUAAAGAUGUGAUAGAGGAACAAAGCCCAAAGCAGUUAUACAACAUCCGCAGCAAACUCCAGAACCUAAUAGAGCAUAACGUAUCAGCUGAGUUCAUUUUUGAAACUUUAGUGAAAGAACUAAAGAAGAAUUUGGAUGAGCAACUGUGGAAGCAGAUUGACAGUUUGUAUGAGAAAUACAAUAAAAAUGAUGAUUCAGGGAAUCCUUUUGCACACCGUCAAGAAGAAAUGGGUAAGAGACUACAAGAUCCAGUUAAAAAGGCCAUCCACCAGUUUAUGAGGAUCGAAGAAUUUAUAGCAAAGUUCAUGAGCUGGUACAAGGGUAUGGUUGUUAAGAACAAGGAAACAAGUAGCCACACAUCCUAG
This is a messenger RNA of Oldenlandia corymbosa var. corymbosa, 2475 nucleotides long. The record is from the annotation of a GenBank genome assembly. Lineage: Eukaryota; Viridiplantae; Streptophyta; Magnoliopsida; Gentianales; Rubiaceae.